Molecule: messenger RNA, 492 nt
Organism: Olea europaea var. sylvestris
Lineage: Eukaryota; Viridiplantae; Streptophyta; Magnoliopsida; Lamiales; Oleaceae
Product: extensin-like
Exons: 1
Coding region: 1-492 (163 amino acids)
Source: RefSeq, a predicted model, not a curated record
AUGACAAGAAGAUGGCUUUUUCUUUUCUUGAUCGAUAUCAUGUUAUCCACGGCAAAAUUUGAGGAUCAAACUGGAGAAGCAGGUUUGUUAUGCAUCAGUGACUGUGAAACAUGCCCUGUCAUAUGUGCACCACCACCCUCGCCAGUAAAUUCAAAGCCGCUGCCAUUGCCACCGCCUCAGCUGUCGCCACAGCCACCAGCCAACCACCACUCACCACCGCAGCCGUACUAUUUUGGUUCACCACCUCCAUCUUCACCUCCUCGUCCUCGUCCUUCUCGGCCCCCACCGCCAGCUUAUAUUUCGUGGGACAAGAGUCCUCCUCCACCAUCUCCUCCUCCAAAAAUCAUAUACAUUCCAGGGAAUCAGCCACCUAGUGUUGUUAUGGGGCCAAAGAAUUAUCCUUAUUACUAUUUCUAUGCUUCAAAAGCUGCUUCUAUUCCUCAUCAGGGAUUCUUUUUGCUGUUUAUUUCAAGUUUUGUUCUUCUUAGGUGA